GAGAGGUUACUGCCUGUCUCAGGAGUCGGAGCCAUGUCAGUCCACGUACAGAUUCAGUGCUGCUCCCUGCUCCUCUGGUGGCUUUACCCUGUCCUCGGCUCUGUCAGAGCACCAGACUAUCACCUCGAUAAUGUCUUAAGCAUCAUCGAGGAGUUGGAAGGCCUCGCCCCAGCGUUGACUAUUCUCGAUGUGGCCACUGGCCUAGGGGGACUGCGGACCUCUGACCAGGAUUACCGCCAUCUUCUUCUCGGUGAUGGCUCAGCCCCUCCCGCUUCUCUGCCACCUCUCUCCGAAGACCAGCUGUCUUUUAUGAGAGACGUCAUGAACCACAGAGCCAGCCCUCCAGCUGAGCGCGGUGUGGUCCUCACUCCGGACGGGACCACCAUCGCUUUGGCCAACCUGAUGGCGGGGAUAGAAGCUGGACUGAGAAGGAAGAAGGACUGCUCUUGGCCGGACGUAGCUGGGGACGCCCCGAUUGAUAAUCUUUACGCUCUGACGUUAGCCAAAGAUCUCGGCUUAGCAAUCGUGGCCCAUCACUCAAACAGCAGCCAGGUGUUACUGGGACCCAAUGGCUGCUGGGACAAUGUGAUUUCUCCUCAGGUUUUCACUGGGCUGGGUCCCUUGUCUCUCGCCACAGAUGCUGUGAUGAAUGGAGGCAUGGAUGGCUUCAUCCUGGGACACCUUCUAACUCAGUUCCAAGGCCCACCAUUGCCCAAGCUCAGUGCUGUGCUGAGGGAUUACUAUGGCGAGACCCAGGGGCAGAUAGGCCUCAAGGCCAAUGCACGGCGAAAGAACUUUCAGUCAAAGGUUGACCUCAAUUCUUUUACCAAUCAGGUUAUAAGUGCAGUUUAUCUAUAUGACUACAUCAGGAAUGAUUCAAUUCUCCAACACCUCAAUGACAGCAUCCUUAGAAGAAUUUCUGAGCAAGGAGUUAAACAGUUUCAUCAUCACUAUCUUGAAUGUCCCGCCAUUAUUCCUCGGUGCCUGUGGGCUGCCAGACCGUACAAAGGGUCUCCGGUGAUGCUCGCGCUUCCCCUGCACUUUGUCUAUAUCCACCACACCUACGUGCCCAGCCAGCCCUGCACCACCUUCCGCCAUUGUGCAGCGAACAUGAGGAGCAUGCAACGCUUCCACCAGGAUGUUCGUCAAUGGGACGACAUCGGCUACAACUUUGUUGCAGGCUCUGAUGGAUACAUCUAUGAAGGACGUGGAUGGUUCUGGCAGGGAGCUCACACCAAAGGGCAGAACUCAAGGGGGUAUGGAGUCAGUUUUAUCGGUAACUACACCACCGAGCUCCCAGACCAGGCAGCAAUGGAACUAGUCAAGGAAACGUUCAUGAGGUGCGCUGUUGCUAACAACAGAAUCGUCAGUGAUUACGCCGUUCAGGGCCAUCGGCAACACAGACCAACCCUGUGCCCAGGGGAAAGGCUCUUCAACGAAAUCAAGACCUGGGAGGCAUUCAGGGAGGUCGAACAAGCCAAUGGAACCACUGGUGAGUUGUAACCCCGGAAGAACAAGGCUUAGAGAGAGCGUGAGGAGAUGGAGAAACCAGUUCACAAACACAGAAGAGUUACUUGGAUCAUCAUGGCUGUACGAGUGAAUUCUAGUGUGUCGUCCUCCCACUUUACUCAGUAUGAAUUAUUUAAUACCUGUUUAUGAUCUUAACAUUUGGAAUUCCCAUGUAUACAAUAUUCGUCAAUGAAAUUAAAUUUGCAUAUUAAUUAACAUUGAAUUAUA
Molecule: messenger RNA, 1737 nt
Organism: Chiloscyllium plagiosum (whitespotted bambooshark)
Lineage: Eukaryota; Metazoa; Chordata; Chondrichthyes; Orectolobiformes; Hemiscylliidae
Gene: pglyrp6
Product: peptidoglycan recognition protein 6
Biological process (GO): peptidoglycan catabolic process
Molecular function (GO): zinc ion binding; N-acetylmuramoyl-L-alanine amidase activity
Source: RefSeq, a predicted model, not a curated record